CAGCAUCCCUCCAGACUCAUUGGGUUGAGUAAAUGCAGACGUACAGAGUUUCCCUUCUCACGCACACAUGACGUGCGGUCCACCCACCUUUUUCACAUACCCGACGGUGUUAGAGGCUGCGGGAUGAAGCGUAAGGCGGCGGUGGGUGCAAAAGCGAAGGGGGACGGCCCAGCGGUAGCCCCCCGCCCCAACCUCGGCCAGAUCACCUUCACCACCGGUGGCCAUAAUGCAUCUGCAGCGUCAGCGAGUAGUUCUGGUGGUGGGGAGGGCGGGGGUAGUGGGCUGCUGGCGGAGGCUAAGAGCGGGGUGAUAAAGCGAUGGGUAGAGGAGGAGUUUAGCAAGGCUGUGCUCCAGAUGCAGUGCACUUACAGGUACGCAGAAGGGAGGAUGGAUGACGCGAUGGAUGGAUGGAUGUAGGUGCUCAUCUGCCGGUGCGUACGAUGGGGCUGCGUUCCUCAAGUCCAUCCCCCAACCUGACUUUGCCAAGAAAGCAGACGACGACAACACCGGAUAUGUAAGCAAGCAACUAGCUGCGGGCAAACAUACAUGUCUCCAUCGCUGAUGGAUGCAUUCACGCAUUGUGGGAUGGAUACGUUGCGUCGCGUCAGCUGUUGCUGUUGCGGCAGGGCGAUGAUACGGUCGGCGUGGCGAGCCGCUACGGCUUCGAGACACACCCCACAUGACACCUGCCACCCGGCACGCCCGGACGGGACAACUCCUUCGGCUGCCAGGUGGGUGGGUGGGUGAGUGGGGGAGACCCCUGUGCAGACAGGCAGGGAAGGUGCGCAUUUCUGGCUUCCAUUGUGUGUGUGUGCAUUCAGAAAUAUUUCCGAGAGCACGGCGCGCCGCCGUUCCUGUUCAAGCUGGACAAAGAGGGGGGCGCCGGGAGCGUCAAGAAAGUGACCAAGAACCUGUUCCUCAUCGACCUCGGCGGCCUGUUCGACAACAGCACACUCUCAUUCACCGUCUGGCUGGCCGACGAGGAGGAAGAGGGCCCACCCCCCCACCUCCAGGAAGAGGAUCCUCUCCUGGAGGAGACCCCAUCCCUCACCCAUGAGAUCGGCAUCUACCUGCCGGCGCCCUUCGACGCACAGCAGGGCAUCUACACCCACGUAGACUCGGAGGUGGUGGGUCUGCGGGGCGAGAGGCCGCUGCUGAGUGGGGCGGUGGCGCCGCUGCGGCCGGGGCGUGUGACGGGGCAUGGGUUGAAGGUGGCGGGGGGGUGUGAUGCCAUAGAGGUGUGGGAGGUGGUGUUUGAGGGGGACAAGAAGGGCAAGGCUAAGGGCAAGGCUAAGGGCAAGAAGCGGGCCAAAAAGGGCUAGGUGGAUAGGUUGGUUGGUGGGGUGGAUGGAUGGACAUGGGAGUGAGUGACCUAGAGGGGUGUUUGGUGUAGCAGGG
Molecule: messenger RNA, 1398 nt
Organism: Vitrella brassicaformis
Lineage: Eukaryota; Vitrellaceae
Source: the annotation of a GenBank genome assembly